CAGGGCCGGGCGGGCGGGGCCGCGCCGGCCGCUGCACCUCGGUCUCGGCCCCCGAUCCCCCUCGCGGGCCCCCCAACGUGAGCCACGACAUUUUUGGCGCCUCUCCGGGGGUCGGGCCCUUCUCUGCUCGGAUCGGCUCCUAGGAAUGUCCUGACUGCCCGCGGGGAGGACCUCACUCUGACCCGCGAUUCUGAUCCAAGACCUGGAAGUUGACAGCUUGGCAGCCUUGUCCCCGGAUCGGCCUCCUCUUCUCACCGUCUCGCUUCCUUCCCCAGGAUUGUCAGUGGGUUCGCCCCGAGGAGAGCUGACCGCCCUGGGCCGCUGCGGGCCCCCGGCCGAGUCGAGCCACCAUGUCCCCGGAAUCUAAAAAGCUCUUCAACAUUAUAAUUUUAGGAGUUGCCUUUAUGUUUAUGUUCACCGCCUUUCAAACUUGCGGAAACGUGGCGCAAACUGUCAUCAGGAGCUUAAAUAGCACAGACUUUCACGGCAGUGGCUAUACCAGCAUGGCAAUUAUUUAUGGCGUGUUCUCCGCUUCAAAUUUGAUUACACCAUCAGUGGUUGCCAUUAUAGGACCUCAGCUCUCUAUGUUUGCAAGUGGUUUAUUUUACAGCAUGUACAUUGCCGUUUUUAUCCAGCCUCUCCCGUGGUCCUUCUACACAGCUUCUGUUUUCAUUGGAAUUGCAGCUGCCGUGCUUUGGACAGCACAAGGAAAUUGCCUGACAAUAAAUUCAGAUGAGCAUACUAUUGGGAGAAACAGUGGAAUUUUCUGGGCACUCUUACAAUCUAGCUUGUUCUUCGGAAACCUCUACAUCUAUUUUGCUUGGCAAGGGAAAACUCAGAUAUCAGAGAGUGACCGAAGAACAGUGUUUAUUGCCCUGACAGUGAUUAGCCUUGUGGGGACAGUUCUUUUCUUUCUCAUUCGGCAGCCAGAUUCUGAAAAUGUCCUGGGAGAAGAUGAGUCCUCUGAUGACCAGGACCUGGAAGUCAACGAGUCUGCCCAGAGCACUAUGGGAAAAGCAGUGGAUGCAUUCAAAAAGUCUCUGAAGUUAUGUGUCACCAAGGAGAUGCUGCUCCUUAGUAUUACGACCGCCUAUACAGGUCUGGAAUUGACUUUCUUCUCUGGUGUCUAUGGAACGUGUAUUGGUGCUGUAAAUAAAUUCGGAACGGAAGAGAAAAGCCUUAUUGGACUUUCUGGCAUUUUCAUUGGCAUUGGAGAAAUCUUAGGUGGAAGCCUCUUUGGUCUGCUGAGCAAGAAUAAUCGUUUUGGUAGAAAUCCGGUUGUGUUGUUGGGCAUCCUGGUGCAUUUUAUAGCUUUUUAUUUGAUAUUUCUCAACAUGCCUGGGGAUGCUCCUAUUGCUCCCGUUGAAGGGACCGAUAGCAGCGCUUACAUCAAAUCCAGCAAAGAAGUCGCCAUCUUCUGCAGCUUCCUGCUGGGCCUUGGGGACAGCUGCUUCAAUACCCAGUUGCUUAGUAUCUUGGGCUUCCUCUACUCCGAAGACAGCGCGCCGGCCUUUGCCGUCUUCAAAUUUGUGCAGUCCAUCUGCGCAGCCGUGGCAUUUUUCUACAGUAACUACCUUCUCCUUCACUGGCAACUCCUGGUCAUGGUGAUAUUUGGAUUCUUUGGGACCAUUUCAUUUUUCUCCGUGGAGUGGGCAGCCGCUGCCAUCGUGGCCCGGGGCUCUGACUACCGGAGUAUUUGACCCGGGGCACCUGCGAGGUGGGGCGCUGCGGCGGACGACGCGCGGGACGUCGGCUCGGCUGAAGAAGCCACCUUCAGCGUCCGCAGAGUGCUGGACGCUGUUCUGGAAGGAAACACAGAGAAUCAAGACUGCUCAGUCAGUCAGGGUUGGUGUUCAAGUUUACAGACAUUAGCUAUUUAAAAUAAGCAGAAUAAGGGAAACUUGUUCUGUCAAUUAUAAUCAUUCAGAAAUGUUGUUUUGCAAGUCCUCUGUCUCAAGUUCCUUAUCAUCAUGCUAUAGAGUGUAAAUGUUUUCUUGCCCUCCUGUUCUCCUCGAAAGAUGCUGCCCCCAAUCAGAACACUAGGCCGUUUGUCAAGUGAAGAUUCUUGCCUGGUGUGGAGUGUGUGCUGCUGUGUGAUGAUGGGGAGCAUAUACAGCCCCCGUAUGUGUCUGGGAGUGAUGUUUAAAUAAACUGUGAGAUGCUGAAGUGGAAUCUUUGAAAAGAUUUACACUUUCUUCCUCCUUAAACGCUUUGUUUUGGUAAGUUUCCCUACCUUGUCAUGUGUAGCAAGGAGUAACUAAUUAUUAUAAAACAAGGUGAAAAUUGUCCAGAGUUUUUAAAAUGAAUCUAACAUGUAAAUGAACAAAAACACAUUUAAAACAAUAUUUUUUUUAAGAUUUUAUUUUUAUUUCUUUGAGAGAGCGAGAGCGUGCAUGGGCAGGGGCAGAGGGAGAGGGAAAGACAGACCCCCCGCUGAGCGGGGAGCCCAAUAUGGGACUCAAUCCCAUGACCUGGAGACCAUGACCUGAACCAAAGGCAGAUGCUGAAUCCACUGAGCCACCCAGGUGCCCCCCAAAACACAUUUAAACAACAACAACAAUACACAUUUACUGGAGAAGGAUUUUUGCUAGCAUUUUCCUAGAAGACGCAAUGCAAAAAAAGAAAGAAAGAAAAAGGGACAUGUAAGCUGUUCUGCGGUGAUGCACGUCCUUCUGGGGAUGUAGCGUAACUGUCUGGGAGGGAUUUUUUUUUUUUUUUUUAAAGAUUUUAUUUAUUUAUUUGACAGAGAGAAAUCACAAGUAGAUGGAAAGGCAGGCAGAGAAAGAGAGAGAGGGAAGCAGGCCCCCUGCUGAGCAGAGAGCCCGAUGCGGGACUCUCCCAGGACCCCGAGAUCAUGACCUGAGCCAAAGGCAGUGGCUUAACCCACUGAGCCACCCAGGCACCCUGGGAGGGAUGUUUAAAGGGACUCACUUUCCUCCAUAAGAGCUUGCCUACAGAUUCUUUCUAAUUGACAUGUAAUUCAGAAACCAUGAAACUCACCAUUUUAAAAUGUACAAUUUAAUAUUUGUUUUUAGUAUAUUCACAAAGUUGUACAGAUAAGCAGCAUGGUGUAAUUCUAGAACAUUCUCAUCACCCCAGAAAGAAACCCCAUGCCUUUUAGCAGUCAUUCCCUAUUGUCUGGCCUCGUGCUGGCAAGCACUACUUUGCUUUCUGUCUCUGUGGAUUUGCCUGUUUGGACAUUUCUUAUGAAUGGGAGAGCUCAUGUUUACCUGUGAAUUUUAACUGUACGAAUGAUGACUUUUACAGCAAGGUAAAUUCAGCCAGGAGGACAGAUAAUACUUUGUUUUCUAUUGUUCUUUUUUUUUUUUUUUUAAACCUGCUAGAGUUUUGUAGAUUUUUAUAGUUGGCUUACAAAUUUGAAGAAAUUCAGUGGAGUGUGGUUUUCAGACUUGAUGGCACACGUUCUGCAGGGAGUCAGAAAGCUGUGUGGUCAGCUCGACUCUGCAGAGAAAUGGCAUUUCUGUGAAGCACUAAACUCUUGUUCCAGGUUGUGUAAAGUUCUGGUUUUCUUUCUCAGCGUUGCGAUAAACCCAGUUGUUUAUUGAUCGUAUAUAAAUAAUUUUGUAAAUGCGAUUGCACAAUGAAUACAAGUGAUUUUAUUGUCUCUUUAAGCACAGGACUGCUUACCUGGGUGUAUUAGUUUUCUAUCAUGGUCUAAUCAUAGGUUACCCCAAAACUUAACCCCUUAAAACGACACACGCUUACCAUCUCACGGUUUCCAUGGGUCAGGAAUCGGCGUGGCUAGGCCAGGUUGCCGGCUCAGAGUCUGUCACAAGGCUGGGUUGGGCUCCACUGGGGAGAGACCCCCUGCUCCGCUCCCUCCUGCGGCUGUUGGCAAAAGUCAGCUCCUUGCGAGCUGCUGGAUAAGAGUCUUCGUUUCUCAUGGCUGCAGGCUGAAGGUCACGCUCUCUGUCCCUUGUUACAAGGGGCUGUCCUCGCGGCAGCUCACAACACGGAAACUGUCUGCAUCAGAGAAAGCAAGUCAGAAAAGCCAGAGAAUGGUAGCAAGACAGAAGUCACAGUCUUUUGUAACUUAAUCUCAAAAGGGACAUCCCAAUACUGGUGCUAUAUUCUCUUUGUUGGAUGCAAGUCGGUAGCCCCGGAUGGGAUAUUCUACACGAGGUGAGGACCAGGAGUCAGCGAGCCUCUGAACCGUCUUACGAGGCUGCUUAUCACACCAGGCUCACACUCCUUUGCAUGUAAGCUCGCACGGGAUCUGCGUUCCCACAUCCCACCUCCUCCUGGGCUCUAGCUCCAUGUGCUCAUAACAGAUCCACAGAACGAGGCUGGCAGAGGUUAAGUAGCUUCUGGAAGUGACACAGAAUACUUCCCUCCCAGAAAGCCGCAGCAUCUCAUCCCACUGGGAGGAUUCCUGGUAACUCGGGUCAAGAAGAAACCGAAACCGGGUGUGGUACAUCGUCGGGGAAAACCCCUCCCGGGCUGCGUCCCACUGACCCGGGCAAUCAUACUCACUUGGAGUUCUGUACUCACAUUGGGUUUCCAGGGCUUUGGCUUUCAUUUGGUUUUUUAAUGUCUAUAAAUAGCGUCGAUUUUGGUGGGCUCCUUAGAUGACGGGUAACACUAAGCGCAUCUUUUAAUUUUUUUUCAUACUUGAGUUAAAAAGGAAAUGUGACCAUGAAAUAAAGAGUUUAGUUUUUA
Mustela lutreola (European mink) is the source of this 4680-nucleotide messenger RNA. It is a transcript of the gene MFSD11, whose product is annotated as major facilitator superfamily domain containing 11. The transcript has 13 exons. The coding region runs from base 351 to 1700 and encodes 449 amino acids. The record is from RefSeq and is a predicted model, not a curated record. NCBI's taxonomy places the organism in Eukaryota, Metazoa, Chordata, Mammalia, Carnivora, Mustelidae.